AUGCAACUGGUUCAGAGUAACAAUGAAGCCAAUAUUAUCAAUGCGCAUGAACUCGAGGUAAAGAUUAAGGGACCAAUUGAAUCGUUGUAUGAAAAUGGUGUGUGGGUCGUUCGUGUUCUUAUACCCAAAAGAUAUCCCUACAGGCCUCCAGCAGUUAUAUUUAAAAGUAGAAUCUUGCAUCCUAACAUUAAUGAGCAGUCAGGAGCUAUCUGUAUGAACGUACUGCAUGAGGCAUGGACGCCGGUUUUCAAUUUGAAUAUCAUAUUCGAGUCGUUUAUACCAGAAUUGCUGAGAAAUCCAAAUGUAAAUGAUCCUUUGAAUAUAAGUGCAGCAUCUUUAUACAAAAAAAAUAAGGAGCUAUACGAUGCGCGGGUUAGGCAGUACGUGAUUCGUUAUGCAACAGAGCAACAAGUUACAACUAAGGGCGAAUCAGAACCAGCAUUAGAUUUAAGUGAUAAUAACAGUAUUGAUAUUGAUAUUGAGUUUCCGUCAGUAACUAGUUUUGGCAUUAGUGAUGCUCAGGCAGCUGCGGAAGAUGUUACUUUGAAUGCACUUAAUCUUGAAGCCGAGAUGGAAGAACAAACUGCUGCUGGUAAUACUCGUUCUCUUUCUUCCAAUGUGGUUGGCAAUGCAGAUAUUGGUGGUUCGGUACAAUUACAAUCUUCAUCACUGGUAGAAGAAACUACAAAUGAAGUUUCUACACCAGUCGAAGCUGUACUAUUAAUAGUAGAGGAUGUUAAUAGCUUAGUUCAGUUGGAGGAUAUACCAGAAUUAGACGAAAACAUAAACGUUGAUGAGUUACUAAUUCCUUUCGAGAAUGUUGAACAUAUUGCUGGAGAGGGUGAUGUUGCUUCGAUGCAAUCUGUUAUUAAUGAAGUUCAGUUAGAGCGCAUUUCGGAAGACGACGAACGUAGUAGUGAUGAUUCUGAGCAAGAAUCUGUUAUAGAUGCUGACGGAGAUCAGUUGGAAAAUGAUGUAGAAGAGAGUCAAGUACCUGGUGUUUCUGUUGUAGAACUUAUUAAUUUGGAAUCUGGCGAAGAAGUUUUUAUUCAAGAUUCUUUUGCAGAUGACGACGGACCUGAUAUUGAAGAUUAG
Messenger RNA from Teleopsis dalmanni, 1095 nucleotides. RefSeq lists its product as uncharacterized. The transcript has a single exon. The record is from RefSeq and is a predicted model, not a curated record. Gene Ontology annotation, molecular function: ubiquitin conjugating enzyme activity. Bases 1 to 1095 code for a protein of 364 amino acids. Gene Ontology annotation, cellular component: nucleus. NCBI's taxonomy places the organism in Eukaryota, Metazoa, Arthropoda, Insecta, Diptera, Diopsidae. Gene Ontology annotation, biological process: protein polyubiquitination; ubiquitin-dependent protein catabolic process.